AGCAUUUUCCCAAAAGGAAACCCUAAAUAAUCCCACUCUGAGACUCUGAGUGACGGAGUUUUAGAGAGAGAGAGAGAGAGAGAGAGAGCGAAAAAGCGAGAGGAAGCCAUGGAUGCGAUAAGGAAGCAGCUGGACGUGCUGAUGGGGGCGAAUCGAAACGGAGACGUCCGGGAGGUGAACCGCAAGUACUACGAUCGCGACGUUUGCCGCCUCUACCUAGUCGGCCUUUGCCCUCACGAGCUCUUCCAACUCACGAAAAUGGAUAUGGGUCCCUGCCCAAAGGUCCACUCCUUGCAGCUGAGGAAAGAAUAUGAGGAAGCCAAAGCAAAAGGGCCUGAUAACUAUGAUAGAGAUUUGGAGGAUGUUAUAGAUAGGCUCAUUCUUGAGUGUGAUAGGAAGAUUACUAGAGCUCUUAGGCGCCUUGAGGCUGAUGAUGCGAAGGCUGCUAUUGCAAUUUCUGUCUCUGAGGUUACACAGACGCCUGAGGUACUUGAGCUAUCCAAGCAGAUCAAAGAGAAGUUGAAAGAAGCUGAUCAAUAUGAUCUUGAAGGCAAAACAGAUCUUAAGAUUCGAGCUUUGGAGGUAGUAGAAGAACUGAGAACCAGAAGAGCAGACAAACAGUCCAUGCUUCUUUUGGAUGCAUUCAAUAAGGAUAGGGCAUCUUUGCCUCAGCCUUUGCCAAAUCCACCACCUUUGGCACCCUUACCUGUAAUUACUCCCGAUCCUCGUACACAGGAAAUGAUAAAUGAAAAGUUGAAGAAAGCGGAGGAUCUUGGUGAGCAGGGUUUGGUUGAGGAGGCACAGAAGGCUUUGGAAGAGGCUGAAGCCCUUAAGAAGCUACCUGCCCGGCAGGAGCCUGCUCUGGAUUCCUCCAAGUACACUGCUGCUGAUGUGCGCAUUACUGAUCAGAAAUUACGUGUUUGUGACAUUUGUGGAGCAUUUUUGAGUGUUUAUGACAGUGACCGACGUUUAGCUGAUCAUUUUGGAGGGAAGCUUCAUUUAGGCUAUAUGCAAAUCCGUGAGAAGUUAGCAGAGCUUCAGGAAGAGAAAGAAAAGAGCCGAAAGGUUGAUCGGGAUGAGAGAAGAUCAAAGGAGCGAAGUAGGGAUGGAGACAGGGAACCUAGCAAGGAUCGGGAGAGAGUAGAUAGCCGUGAUCAGGGCAGGGAUUACGAUCGUAGGAGCAGAGAUCGUGACAGGCAUCAUGACCGUGAACGUGGACAUGAUCGGGAGCGUGACAGAGAUUCAGAUCGCUCUCGUGGUUAUGAUUCAAGAAGUCGCCGCAGGUCACGGUCAAGGUCAAUGGAGCGCUCCAGGGAUUAUGAUCGCCACAGGCGAUAUGACCGACACUAGAUGAUCCUAGCUGUGGAGAAUAUGGAUUUGAAAAUGUUAUCGUUGAGGUCAGUGUUAAGACACAUGUAGGGAAAAGAUUAUUUUAUGUGUUUUUUUUUUUGUUAAUUUUUAGCGGAGUUGAGCUGUGAUUCUCCAGUGAUGGUCAUCAUGACUUGAGCAGUGCUUAGGUUUAUGAAUUUGGUGUUUGAGAGGUAUGUCUCGACACUCUGAUUAAGUUAACUUGGAGUUUGCAUUCCUACUUAAAUGUGGUUGUAAUGAAAUUUGGUUUGAUGCGGUUGUGUA
Messenger RNA from Alnus glutinosa, 1632 nucleotides. RefSeq lists its product as uncharacterized. Gene Ontology annotation, cellular component: U2-type prespliceosome; U1 snRNP. NCBI's taxonomy places the organism in Eukaryota, Viridiplantae, Streptophyta, Magnoliopsida, Fagales, Betulaceae. The record is from RefSeq and is a predicted model, not a curated record. Gene Ontology annotation, molecular function: mRNA binding. Gene Ontology annotation, biological process: mRNA splice site recognition. Bases 109 to 1350 code for a protein of 413 amino acids. The transcript has 13 exons.